This is a messenger RNA of Cherax quadricarinatus, 1195 nucleotides long. Lineage: Eukaryota; Metazoa; Arthropoda; Malacostraca; Decapoda; Parastacidae. The record is from RefSeq and is a predicted model, not a curated record.
ACGAACACACGGCGCCGGCUUCAUGAAAUUCUCCAGUGAUGAGAAAGAGAGACAGGAGCAAAUGGAUUUACUAAAAGAGCUGCGAAGGGAGACACAGCAAAAGGAGGCUGCAAAAGCUGCUGGUGCAGCUAAACAGCAAAAGAUGUUACAGUCGAGGCUUGAAAAAGUUCGCCAGAGGAAGAGACUCAAGAUGGGGUUGCCCAUUAAAGAUGAUACACUGAAGACGCCACCUGUCUCAGAUGACGAAGACAAUAAUUUGAUUGGCCCUCCACCACCACCACCACCACCAUUAGCAAUACCAGAAGAAAAAUCUGAAGACAAGAAACCUGUUAGAGAAUGGGAUGUAGGAAAGGAAGGGGUAUCAACAACUCUGACACAAGAAGAAUGGGUCAAUCGUCAAAGAAAUCAGAGAAAUAAUGAAUUUGCUCCACCGUCUUCCUAUAGCUCCAAUAAAAAAUUUAAAGGCAGACAGCAAAAGUCACAUGGAUUUCGCCCCUCAUUCAGUACAUCCCAUGACUAUUCCUCCAAAUCUCUUGAUUCACAACCAGAAAAUUGGUUAAACUAUGAUCAACCACAAGAUUCAAAUCCUGCAAACACUACCCAAGAUGACAACAAGACAGACUAUCACAGUGAAGAGAGAGAGAGUGAAUUUGCACCUCCAUCUACAUAUGAGUACUACGGACCUACAAGUCACAGGGGCAGACAUUAUAAUGCUAAACCCAACUUCUCAGCCGUGGAGGAGGCAGUUAGUAAGGGAAUUGCUUUCUUACGGAAAAUGAGCGAUAAAUAACAUUACAAAAGCAAACCAAACUAACCAUACUUCUGGAUGAUUCAUACUUGUAGAGUACAGGUGUCCCUGGCUUUGUACAGCAGGUGUGCUCCAGGCCCAUGAUAAUUGCUCUACUUCAUUCAUCAACACUUAAUUCAUCAUAAAAAGAAUCUUUAAUAAAAUUUUUACUCAACACUGUGUACUACAAAGAUAUAUAUUGCACAUAAGAAAUUACUGAUAGAAAUGGGGCCUCAUGUAAUACCAAAUUCACAUAAAAUAAAUUGAAGGAGGACAUAGAACUUUUACUAUGAAAUGGCCUUUAGUAUUAACUGUUUACUUUUAUAUUACUGUUAUAUAGUAAACUUGAAAUUACUCAAGAAAUCAUAAUGACACGAUUGCAGACAAACCAUACCCCCGGCCGGGAUU